ACCAGGGUGGUAAAAAGUGUUUGGACUGGGUAAUAAUUAGAAGAACUUACUGAUGAUUUAAAUAUAUGUGCAUGCAUGAAUGUUUUGGAGUUAGAGAAAUAGAGGAAUCAAACAGAAUCCCUAGGUUUUUGACCCAAGCAACUGGGAGAAUAGAAGUGUUUUUAAUCAGAAUAGGAAAACUGGCAUGGGAGUAAGUUUGGGGAGUGAAGAAUCAAGGGAUCUCUUAUGGACAUAUGUAUUGCUUAGCUCUCCACAUAGACUUAAAGCUACUCGAGGGCAGGUAAUGUGAUUUAUAGCUUUCUUCCAUCCCCAGUAGUGCCUGGUACAUGUGAAACCAAGCAGACCCUGCAGGGCCUUCCUGAAGACAGAUUCCCCCACCCUCUCCGAGUCUCCUGCCUCUUGUUUGCAGAAAAGCUUUAGCCUCCUAGGCCUUCCCCAACUCUAAAGAGUAGUUUUUUUGUUUUGUUUUUUUGUUUUGGCCGCGUGGCCUGCGGGAUCUUAAUUCCCUGACCAGGGAUCGAACCUGCGUCUGCUGCAAUGGAAGAGCGGAGUCUUAACAACUGUACCAUUAGGGAAGUCCACCAAAGAGCAGAUUUAACCUGAGAAAUGAGAAAAUGCAGAAACAAAGGAAAACAGUCAUGUAAGACAAAAUUAUGAUAGUUUAGCCAUAAAAAAAGUCAAGUACAUUUAGUUCCUCCUCAAGGGCCAUAGAUAAUAUUCUGAGCCAUAUCCUUGUAUGUUUUAUUGAUACUAAACCCCUACCAGGUGGAAGAAGUUAAUUGCAUGCUGAUCACCAGCACAAAGACCCCAGGAGGUUGAUGCUGUUGACCCCUGAAAUACCAACCUGUUACCUCAUCACCAACCAGUCAAGGAUGUCCAUGAGCUGAUCAUGCACACCUCAACUCUUUCCCUCACCUUGCCUUUAAAAAACCUUCCCUGAAAGCUUCAGGGAGUUUAGGUCUUUUGAGCAUAAGCUGCCUCUUCUCCUUGCUAUAGACACUGUACUUUGCUUCAGCACAACCUGGUGUCAGUACAUUGGCUUUUCUGUGUGUAGGUGAGCAGACCCAAUUUUGGUUUGGUAUCACUUGGAUGAGGUAUCAUUUGAGCUGGAUCUUAAAACAAGGGCAGGGUUGUGAUGGAAGGAUUGUUAGGCAAGGAGGGCAUGCAUUCCAGGCAGAGGGCAUACAUGAGCAGAGGUAGAGAUAUGGGAGCAUUUGGGGUACUUUACAGGCUAGUUGGAACAUAAAAUGUGUAUAGGAAAGUAGUGGGAGAUAAGAAAAGUAGGUUAGGGAUGUAGUAUUUUUGAAAAUUAAUUGGACAGUAUUGCACAGGAUCAAUUUGAGAUGGGAGAUCCCUGUAAGGAUGCUACUGUAGUAGACUUGGGUAGAGUCAGGGAGGGGCCUGCACUAGAGUGAAAUGAAAAGGAGGUGGCUGUAUGAGAUAUAGUUACAUUGAGAUGUCUGAAUUUGGCAACUAGUAAUUUCAUGUGGGAAUUGAGCAAUAGGAUCAAUCUCCAUUGUUAAUACUCAGGAAUUUUUAGUAUGAAGUCAUAACUUGGGACCCUGUCAAGUUUAGCACUCCCUCUAUAACCUUGUUUUACUUACUGGUACGGAGCUUCACAGGGUGGGAUAGAGCUCUGUGAUUGGGGGAGUAGGCAGAGUAUCAGGAACAGAUGAAUGACCUCUGAGAGUCACAGGCAUGAUAUCAUCAAAGUGCCCAUGUAAAAAUGCCUGUGUGAAAUCAAGAGCUUUCUCCUGAUCUCCUGGUUGGAAGAGCAUGGAUUUUGUAGUAAGACCUGGGUUGGAACAUGGCUCCAUCACUUCCUAGCUAUGCAACCUUGGACCUCAGUGUCCUUUUUGAUAAAACAAGGUUGUUGUAUUAUAUUUUAGAAGGAUAAGGUAUAUUAAAUGCUUACCAUAAUGCUGUAGUAGCAAUGGCAGUGACUGGUGUCUGGUUAAAUUUGCUGCACAGAGUUUCUUCAGUCUUUCACUUUUCUCCUCAUUCUGUAUUCUGCCAUUAUGGCUUCAUCUCUCUGAAGCAGUUAAUUAGCUGCAGGCUGUCCCUAUCACUUGCCAAAAUAUAAAGGACAAGGUGCCAGUGAUCUUUAAAGAACUUCCUCUUUUGUAGGCGGCUGUGCUAUGAUUUUUAACUGAAUAUCUGCGUACUCGGUGGAAUUAAUUACUCUCUAUUUGUGCUUUCUUUUAAACAGGGAUGCUGAAGGACAGUAUUUGUAGGAGAGUGCAGAAUGCUGAGAAGUGAAGGCAGAGAGAGAGGGAGGAAGGCAUGCCUAGAGUUACUAGUAUGUGGAAGGGAUAGCGAUAACGGCCAAGUAAAGUCUCAGGUCGCAUUUCUUUUCUACCCAGGGAUUUGCUCCAAUUAGCCCAGAAAACUAUAAUUUAGUCGUGUCUGCGCAUGUCGAGGUCUUUUGUCCCUCGGCGGACACCGUUGCCAGCCAAAGGCUAUGUCUCCGCGCUCGUCGCCUUCGUAGGGCGCCGAGUUGUACCUUUUUUCCCACUCUUGCCAUGGCCAGCCGAGGAGCCCGGCAGCGCCUGAAGGGAAGCGGGGGCAGCGGCGGGGACACGACCUCGGCCGCCGACAAGCUGCGGGAACUGCUGUGCAGCCGGGAGGCGGGCAGCGCAGAGCCCCGGCCCGAGUUAUCUGGGAACAAAGCAGGACAAGUCUGGGCACCUGAAGGAUCUACUGCGUUCAAGUGUCUGCUCUCAGCAAGGUUAUGUGCUGCUCUCCUCAGCAACAUCUCUGACUGUGAUGAAACAUUCAACUACUGGGAACCAACACACUACCUCAUCUAUGGGAAGGGGUUUCAGACUUGGGAGUAUUCCCCAGCUUAUGCCAUUCGCUCCUAUGCUUACCUGUUGCUUCACGCCUGGCCAGCUGCAUUUCAUGCAAGAAUUUUACAAACUAAUAAGAUUCUUGUCUUUUACUUUUUACGAUGUUUGCUGGCUUUUGUGAGCUGUAUAUGUGAACUUUACUUUUACAAGGCUGUGUGCAAGAAGUUUGGGCUGCAUGUGAGUCGAAUGAUGCUAGCCUUCUUGGUUCUCAGCACUGGCAUGUUUUGCUCAUCAUCAGCAUUCCUUCCUAGCAGCUUCUGUAUGUACACUACAUUGAUAGCCAUGACUGGCUGGUAUAUGGACAAAACUUCCUUUGCUGUGCUUGGAGUAGCAGCUGGGGCUAUCUUAGGCUGGCCAUUCAGUGCAGCUCUUGGUUUACCUAUUGCCUUUGAUUUGCUGGUCAUGAAGCACAGAUGGAAGAGUUUCUUUCAUUGGUCACUGGUUGCCCUAAUGAUCUUUCUGGUGCCUGUGGUGGUCAUUGACAGCUACUAUUACGGGAAGUUGGUGAUUGCACCACUGAACAUUGUUUUGUAUAAUGUCUUUACUCCUCAUGGACCUGAUCUUUAUGGUACAGAGCCCUGGUAUUUCUAUUUAAUUAAUGGAUUUCUGAAUUUCAAUGUAGUCUUUGCUUUGGCUCUCCUGGUCUUACCACUGACUUCUCUUAUGGAAUACCUACUGCAGAGAUUUCAUGUUCAGAAUUUAGGCCACCCAUAUUGGCUUACCUUGGCUCCAAUGUAUAUUUGGUUUAUAAUUUUCUUCAUCCAGCCUCACAAAGAGGAGAGAUUUCUUUUCCCUGUAUAUCCACUUGUAUGUCUCUGUGGUGCUGUGGCCCUUUCUGCACUUCAGAAAUGUUACCACUUCGUGUUUCAGCGAUACCGCCUGGAACAUUAUACUGUGACAUCGAAUUGGCUGGCGUUGGGAACACUCUUCCUGUUUGGGCUCUUAUCUUUUUCUCGCUCUGUGGCACUGUUCAGAGGGUAUCAUGGGCCCCUUGAUUUGUAUCCAGAAUUUCACCGAAUUGCCACAGACCCAACCAUCCACACUGUCCCAGAAGGCCGACCUGUUAAUGUCUGUGUAGGAAAAGAGUGGUAUCGAUUUCCCAGCAGCUUCCUUCUGCCCGAUAAUUGGCAGCUUCAGUUCAUUCCAUCAGAGUUCAGAGGCCAGUUACCAAAACCAUUCGCAGAGGGACCACUGGCCACCCGGAUUGUUCCUACUGACAUGAAUGACCAGAACCUAGAGGAGCCAUCCAGAUAUAUUGACAUCAAUAAAUGCCAUUAUUUAGUGGAUUUGGACACCGUGAGAGAAACACCCCGGGAGCCAAAAUAUUCAUCCAAUAGAGAAGAAUGGAUCAACUUGGCCUACAGACCAUUCCUUGAUGCAUCUAGAUCUUCAAAGUUGUUGCGGGCAUUCUAUGUUCCCUUCCUGUCAGAUCAGUAUACAGUGUAUGCAAACUACACCAUCCUCAAACCCCGGAAAGGAAAGCAAAUCAGGAAGAAAAGUGGAGGUUAGCACCAUGCCUGUGGCCCCAAAGGACAACCAUCCUGUUAACUGACCGGAGAAGAGUAGAACCAACUUUCAGGAAGAAUUGAAAAUCCCGAGACUGGAUGGCUGUGUUGAGCUGUUCUACACACUCUGGCUUGGCAUCCAAGAACUAGCCUCCCUUGGGCCGUAUGAGCUUCUCCACCAAAGCUCUUUGGCAGCUCCUAGCAGACGACCUCGUUCCAAUCCUAGUGCUGAAAAUGACCACAGCCUAAUUGCCAACCUACAUGUCCUUUUCACCUCCGGCAAGACUAAGCUUUUCUAAAGCACGUCACAGGACCAGGACCCUACCCUGGAGGUAUCUCAGGAAAAAUGCAGCCAGUUGAGGAACUGUGGCUUAAUUUCAUUACAUAGGAUGCCUCUUGCUUUCAUCUUAUUUCCUUUACAACAAACUAUAACUAUAUGGGUAUGGGUUUUUUAAGCUUUAGCAUGCUGUUUCUUGAAUUCAAGACUUCCCUGUAUAAAGAUAUCAACAGACCAGACUAUAACUGUACAGGACAUACAUGGAGAAAAUUAACUCUAUCAGUUGGUAGAUUUGGAUGACAUCACAUUUUAAAGUAAUUUAUUCUGAGGCCGUUUCUGAGGAAAUUAAGAAUCUCCCUUUUUUAAACAACCCUAGUGAGAAAGACCAGUGUAUAUUCAUGGCACCUGUUUUUGAGUACGUCUAUUGCAAAGCACAUCCUGCAUGGGGCACCUCUAGUCAAGUAGGCAAUGAUAAGGACUUAAUUAAAACAUAAGUAUAUACUUUACUUUGCUUUUACACACAGUAUUUCAUAGUUUACAAAGCCCUUUCACAUUAUCUCAUUUGAUCCUCACAGUCAUGACGUGAGGUAGACAAAGCAAGUGGUUUUAUGCCCAUUUUACAGAUGAAGAAACUGAGACUAUGGGGCAGGGGGCAGGGGGAGGUAAGGUGACUUGCCCAAGGCCACACAGCCAAUAAGUAGUAGCGCUAGGACCAGAACCUGGGUUGCCUAACUUCUCAUCCAGUGCUCGUCCGUACUCCUCACUUGACUAUGAGAACAUUACUUGAAAGAAUGAUGAGGUUGGCCAGAGACCUAAUUGAUAACGUAACUUUCUAUUUUAAGGAAGAAUUUUAUCUGUGUUUCUGUGAGUUCUUUGGAGCCUCCAGUCUGCCUAUUGGUUAGACCAUCAUAGCGGUACUCCGGGAUGCAGCCUGGCCUGUGGCAGGAAAGUAGUGCUCAUGUUUGGAAGUCAAGCUCCUUUGCAGCCACACAGGAUCCAAUACAAGUUCCAUUCCUAUAGUCAAUCUGGGGUCACGUUAUAGUGCCUUAUUUCCCUAAGGGUGAUUGUGUCUAGUAUCUGCAAAUAGGAUGCAUUCAUUUUUCAGAGUUUCCAUCUUUCAUUUUUCAAAGAGAAGGGAUUUUCAGUAGGAACUGAUCCCAAGAGAGGAGAAGUGACAAGGGAAGAAAUGGCUAGUUACCAUAUGAAGAGUCCUCAUUCGGAUCCCCUCUAAAGGAAUAUCUGGGGAGGGGUUGAAGAAUUGUGAGUCAGUAGGUCUAGAUAGCAUGAACAAUGAUAACUGGAGAGUGAAGAUAAACUGGGGUCCCACUCGCUGCUUUAAGGAUUUUUGUAUUUAAUUUUCAAUACUUGAUUACUGUUUCCCAAGGCAGAUAUUGGCACAUGUGGUCUGACUAUGGGACAGAGAAUUUCUAGUGAAAGAUCUUGCCAUACCUGCAGUAAUAGUGCACUGUCCUUCACAGUGGCUAGAGCUCUCUUUUUUGCCGAGGUAAAUGAGAAGGUACAGUAAUGGAGGUCCAUGGUGAAUGGUUUUUUUCUAAUCAAAGUGGUACAGUACUGAUCCAUUUUAUCAUGUUGCAUGUUAAAAAAAAAAAAGCCUUCUAAGCAAGAACUUACUGUAAUAUAGCACAGAAAAGGUCAUGAUCAAUCUAGGUAUUCCUUGGGAAUAUCAGUUGCUAUCCCUUUUAAAACCUGAUUUCAGUUUGCUCUGUUCUAUGAAUAUCUUUAGUGAGAGCACAGUAGAUUGCAGAACACUCUGCCAAAUUCGAUAGGUAAGGGAUAUAAAAAUGAAUGUUUUUUGUUGUGAAGGUGUUUUUCACAUGAUAUAUAAACGCGUUAAAACAUCUCCACCUGGGCUUCCCUGGUGGCGCAGUGGUUGAGAGUCCGCCUGCCAAUGCAGGGGACGUGGGUGCGUGCCCCGGUCCAGGAAGAUCCCACAUGCCGCGGAACGGCUGGGCCAGUGGGCUGUGGCUGCUGAGCCUGCGUGUCCGGAGCCUGUGCUCCGCAACGGGAGAGGCCACAACAGUGAGAGGCCCGCGUACCGCAAAAAACAAAACAAAAACAUCUCCACCUCAGCAAUACAGGGAGGUUAGCUUUGCCUGGGAAGAGAGUUUCAAAACACUUGGUGAGAGUAGCAUUUCUCCUCCAGAGAAUCAGUGUUCAGCAUGAGCUGACCGCUCUGCUCACUGUAAGGAUAAAGUAUCUCAGGUACGUUUUUCUCCACAGAUUGUUGACUAUCAAGGAAUGAAUGAAGGUCUACAGCUUAUUGGUAAUAAGCUUUGAUUGUAGAGCUGAGCGAGGGAGUUGGGUGUAUUGGCAGUCCCAGGGCUCUCUGAUCUCUGGAUCUUAAGCAGCCUUGUCUGAACCCCAGAUCUCACAACACUGAGUCCUAUUACUGAACCAGCCUGUGUAGUAGCAUCUGCUAUCGAAGUAUACCUGUCAACUGGUAGGUGUCAUCUGAUAAGAAAGACCACUCAUUUUAAUCUCUUGAGAUUAUAACAUUAAAGGGAAGCCCACACUCUUUAUUACUGAAUUCAAGUUUAGAAACUGAUUCUCUGUUUUAAAUCAAGGUGGUUCUUGAUCCCAACAAUUUAUUUGGGUCAUUUUUUCUAGUUUGGAGUUCUGGGAAAGAACCUUCCAAACCCCAUGUAAUUCUGCAGCAUUAGAUCCAGAUUGACCAUUUGGGCAAAGCACAAAUGGAAAUCCUUUAUUGUGUUUUGCAUUUUGUAGGAUUUAUUGAAAUAAGAAUUCACUGUGAUUGUGCUGUCUUCUGGCCAGUGUUGGGCAGCUCUGCUUUAAAUUUGGUUAAUUUUAUUUUCUCUGAAGAGCAAAAAGAGGCACAGUUUAAUCUUUGCCUCCACAGGCAUAUUAAGCUCAUGUAUUAAUUCAUUCUUGGGCUCCUACAUUAAAUGCCUUGGGUAAACAGAUAAAUGGACAUGUGCUCAGCUGUAAUUUUUUUGCAAAAGAAAGAUCUGACUUCCAUAUGGCAUUGUUGGAUUUCAGAGGCUCUCUGGUGUUUUGAUAAAUCUAAAUGAAUGUUGCCUUUAAUUUUUCCAGUAUAUAAUCUAUUUAACCGUGAGAUUCAUGCUGCAAGUGAAAUCAGGAAGCACUGCAGUGUUGAAGCAAGAGUAUUGUUCAAUUCAUUUGUCUUCCUGAUCCUUGUACUUUAUUUCACAUGUCAGUGUUUACAUUACAUACUUGUAUUUUCUGUGAAAGAAAAAGUUAAAU
This is a messenger RNA of Orcinus orca (killer whale), 7874 nucleotides long. It is a transcript of the gene ALG9, whose product is annotated as ALG9 alpha-1,2-mannosyltransferase. The coding region runs from base 2523 to 4358 and encodes 611 amino acids. Gene Ontology annotation, biological process: protein N-linked glycosylation. Gene Ontology annotation, cellular component: endoplasmic reticulum membrane. Lineage: Eukaryota; Metazoa; Chordata; Mammalia; Artiodactyla; Delphinidae. The record is from RefSeq and is a predicted model, not a curated record. Gene Ontology annotation, molecular function: alpha-1,2-mannosyltransferase activity. The transcript is spliced from 16 exons.